Molecule: messenger RNA, 3115 nt
Organism: Loa loa (African eye worm)
Lineage: Eukaryota; Metazoa; Nematoda; Chromadorea; Rhabditida; Onchocercidae
Exons: 18
Coding region: 68-2839 (923 amino acids)
Biological process (GO): GMP biosynthetic process
Cellular component (GO): cytosol
Molecular function (GO): GMP synthase activity; GMP synthase (glutamine-hydrolyzing) activity; ATP binding
Source: RefSeq, a predicted model, not a curated record
AGAUUUUUGGCCUCUUUGCAAAUACGAAUAGAUUGUAUAUUGAUCAGGUCAUUAAUAGAACCUUGAAAUGACUCGGUGUUUGCAGCAUUCACCGCAUAAUUUGCCUUACACUUAUACCAACAAAUAUUUUGGAGCCGGUGAGCAGGAACAGAGCGUGGCACCAUUCCGAGGUUUAUAUUUAAAGUUGCUUAACACGGGUUCCUCGUUGUCUUCAUCGUUUGACCCAAAUAAUCCAACUAAUCCAGUUUCUGACUCCUCACAUAACAAAUCCGACACACUUGGCAGUACCAAAAGUAGCGAUUCGUCCUCUCUGCCGAGGACAUUACCCAAUUCGUCGAAAAAGCACACCAGUAUUUUGCGACCAUUUUUGCGGAAGAAAACAAAGCGGAGUCCAUCAUCAAGGAAUAGCCCUGGAAGUAGCAGUGACCACCGUGAAACAAAUAGAAGUACUGAAGGUGAGGCAAUGAAACGAACAGCGUCCCCAACAUUGCCGGAUGGUGCAACACAAGCAAAAUAUGAACCUCCCAUAUGUAAUGGAGAGAUUGUUGUAACUGGCUCAUCUCAUACUAUUAAUGCUACAGUUGGCACGGAUUCAUUGAAGUUACAGGAAGGAAAAACGUCAGAGGAAUCGCCAUCACAACAUAUGGUUCCACUGAGCAAAGAUUUUCUCACCCUUUGUUCGACGGAUGCAUCAGUAAGCAUGGAAGUGCAACAUUUUUUUGACUGUACCAACGGUAAAAAAGCAACAGAUGUUCCAAAUGGAUGCACUGCUACUGCUACUCAUCUGAAUAAUGCAAAGUUAGAGAAUGCUUACAAAGGAGGCGUUGCCAUACUCGAUUUUGGCGCUCAAUUUGGGAAGGUUAUCGAUCGUCGAGUUCGUGAGCAAAAUGUCUUUAGCGAAAUUUUACCGUUUAACACAAAAGCAGCUGAUAUGGUCGAAAAAGGGUGCUACAAGGCGAUCAUAUUGAGUGGUGGACCAAAUUCUGUAAAUUCAUUCAAUGCACCUGAAUUUGAUCCUGCUAUAUUGACUUGUGGUAUCCCAGUCCUCGGCAUCUGUUAUGGUUUUCAGCUGAUAAACAAAGCAUUUGGAGGAUAUGUGUCCAAAAAAUCUGUACGAGAAGAUGGGCAACUUGAGAUUGAUGUUGAUACAACCUGUCCAUUGUUCAAGGGACUUGCAACCCGGCAGAAGGUGCUAUUAACCCAUGGUGAUAGUGUCACUGAAGGAACUGUAGCUAGUGAUUUCAAAGUCGUGGGUAGGAGUGGAAAUUUUGUUGCAGCAAUUGCUGAUGAAAGGCGAAAGUUGUACGGCGUGCAGUUUCAUCCUGAAGUAGAUUUAUCUAUCUGCGGAAAGGAAAUUUUGCAUAAUUUUCUCUUUGGAAUAGCUGGUGUCACUGGUGGUUUCACAAUUGAUAAUCGCGAACAAAAAUGUAUCCAAGAAAUUCGUUCUGUUGUAGUGGAUAAGAAAGUGUUGGUGAUGGUGUCGGGUGGGGUGGACUCAACGGUAUGUGCUGCUCUUCUUCACAAAGCUUUAGGAAGUGAUCGAGUGAUUGCUGUACACAUCGAUAACGGUUUUAUGCGUACCAGUGAAAGUGAUCGAGUUGUGGAGUCGUUGAACAAAUUGAAUUUGAAAGUGCGAAGGUAUAAUGCUUUCUACGCCUUUAUGAAUGGCCGAAUACCAAUGGAAAACGAACUUUCAACACCUCUAAUGAGGACGGUGCAGCCCGAGGUGAAACGUAAAAUAAUCGGUGAUACAUUCAUGCGAGUGAAAGAUAAAAUAAUGGAUGAGUUGAAGUUGGAUAAGGAUGUGUUUUUGGCACAAGGUACGCUCAGACCAGAUUUGAUUGAAAGCGCGUCACAUUUGGCUAGUUCUCAUGCAGAUGUUAUUAAAACCCAUCACAAUGAUAGUGCUCUUGUCCGCGAACUAAGGGAUUUGGGCAAAGUUUUGGAGCCACUGAAAGAUUUUCACAAGGAUGAAGUUCGUGAGUUAGGAAUAUCACUAGGUUUGCCUGAACAUAUUGUCCAUCGACAUCCUUACCCAGGUCCAGGAUUAGCUAUUCGGAUCGUCUGUGCCGAACGUCCAUUAAUUACUGACCUCGAUCUUUUCGUUACUACUCAGCACCAUUUGCACAUGGUUGCAAACCUUUCGCUUUGUGAUAGGGAUUCCGAAGAAUUCAGUACCAUAACUCAGUACUUGUCGGAAGUUGACUUGAAAGCUAUCAGUGACCAUGAUUUUGAAAUUGCAACGACUCUUUUACCAGUGCAGUCGGUUGGAGUACAAGGUGACGGACGAUCUUAUGCAUAUGCAGCCGCACUAUCCACAAACGAAAGGCCUAUUCCAUGGGAGCUGUUAGAGCGAUUGGCUCAUGUUAUACCUCGCUUGCUACACAAUAUAAACCGAGUAGUGUAUGUUUUCGGGAAUGCGGUUGAAUAUCCGGUGAAUGACAUCACGCGCACAUAUUUGAACGGUUUCACAGUAGACCUACUAAAGUGGGCGGACAGAAUGGCUUCUGAUGUUCUUCGUGGGCUAGACGAGAAUGGUAAGAGGGACCCCAAUUUGGAAGUGUGUUUACAAAAAAUACAGCAGAUGCCAGUGGUAAUGAUUCCUGUUCAUUUUGACAGAGAUCCUCUGGAACGAAGGGCAUCAACGCUGCGAUCUUUUGUUCUUCGUCCUUUUAUAACAAAUGAUUUUAUGACAGGUGUUGCUGCUUUACCGGGAAAAGAUAUCCCCGAACAGAACGUAUUGGAAAUUGUACGUCGCAUUACGGAGCGCGUGCCGUUAACAUCACGUAUCAUGAUCGACCUUACAUCAAAACCACCAGGCACCACAGAAUGGGAGUAAUCAAUUGAGACCACUGUACUUACGAUCUUACUUCCAAAGUUUGUUCCCAACACACACGUAGUUCCAUGUAUACUGAUAUAUUAUAUAAAUUUAAGGUUGUGGAACCUAACAGCGCAAUUUUCUUUCGCACAUGAAGGGAAUAUGGGAGGGAUUAUGGAAUUAUUUGUGAAGGGAUUAUGAAAUAUUUAUGGAGGGAUUGUGAAAUUCAUAAUAGUUUUUGUGAUUUCCAAUUUUUCUAAUGCCUAUAUACUUACGCAUGAUUCUAUCCUCUGUUGC